AUGAAACCCAAGGUGUUUAGUACCAAGGAUAUGCCAUAUCCCCCAGCCCCAAGCAAGAAGGAUAAAGAGAAGAAAUUUUCACGCUUCAUGGAGCUUUUUAAGAAGCUUCAAAUCAACAUUCCUUUCUUAGAGGCAUUGGAGCAGAUGCCCACUUAUGCAAAAUUCAUGAAAUACCUCUUGAACAAGAAGAAAAAGUUCAUUGAGCAAGAGAUUAUUAAGUUGGAAGCGGGGUGCAGUGCCAUAAUUCAAAAGAACUUACCUCCCAAGUUCAAAGAUCCUGGAAGCUUUACAAUUCCAAUCACUAUUGGGGACCUAUCUGUUGGAAGAGCACUGCUAGACUUGGGUGCAAGCAUUAACCUCAUGCCCUUGUCUAUGUUAGAUAGAGUUGGACAUGUGGUAUUAAAACCAACCCACAUGACUUUGCAACUAGCAGACCGGUCCAUCAAGUAUCCCUAUGGUGUCAUUGAAAACAUGCUAGUCAAAGUUGACAAAUUCACAUUUCCAGCUGAUUUUGUGAUUUUGGACAUGGAAGAGGACUCUACUGUUCCUAUUAUCUUAGGGAGGCCAUUUAUGAAGACUGCACGAACAUUCAUUGAUGUUGGGGAUGGGAAGCUGAAGUCAAAAUGGUCAGGGCCAUUCAGAGUUAAGCAAGUUAAGCCUCAUGGAGCAAUACAAGUGGAGGACCUUGCCUCCAAGGAGAGUUGGGUGGUAAAUGGCCAAAGACUCAAACUCUACCUAGGCGGUGAAAUUGAGCGAGCUUAUGCCACCAUUGCAUUGAACAACCCUUAA
Messenger RNA from Cajanus cajan (pigeon pea), 789 nucleotides. The record is from RefSeq and is a predicted model, not a curated record. NCBI's taxonomy places the organism in Eukaryota, Viridiplantae, Streptophyta, Magnoliopsida, Fabales, Fabaceae.